Messenger RNA from Oryzias melastigma (Indian medaka), 1603 nucleotides. RefSeq names its product alpha-amylase. The transcript has 9 exons. Bases 31 to 1569 code for a protein of 512 amino acids. The record is from RefSeq and is a predicted model, not a curated record. Gene Ontology annotation, molecular function: cation binding; alpha-amylase activity. Gene Ontology annotation, biological process: carbohydrate metabolic process. Lineage: Eukaryota; Metazoa; Chordata; Actinopteri; Beloniformes; Adrianichthyidae.
GUGUGGUGUUCUCGCUCAUCAUCGGGAAACAUGAAGCUUUUCGUUCUGGUUGCUUUGUUCGGGCUCAGCUUCGCCCAGCACAACCCCAACGCCAGGGAUGGGAGGACGGCCAUCGUCCACCUGUUUGAGUGGCGCUGGGCUGACAUCGCUGCAGAGUGCGAGCGCUUCUUGGGUCCCAAAGGCUUCGCUGGUGUCCAGAUUUCUCCACCAAACGAGCACAUCCUCGUGAGCGAUCCUUGGAGGCCCUGGUGGCAGAGAUACCAGCCAAUCAGCUACAACCUGUGCUCAAGAUCUGGGGGCGAGAAUGAGCUGAGAGACAUGAUCACCAGAUGCAACAAUGUUGGGGUGAAUGUCUACGUGGACGCAGUCAUCAACCACAUGUGUGGAGCUGGUGGUGGAGAGGGAACCCACUCCUCCUGUGGCAGCUGGUUCAAUGCCAACAACAAGGACUUCCCAAGUGUUCCCUAUUCUAAUUUGGACUUCAACGACGGCAAAUGCAAGACUGGAAGUGGCAACAUUGAGAACUACGGGGAUCCUUACCAGGUGCGUGACUGCCGUCUGGUCGGUCUCUUGGACCUGGCCCUUGAGAAAGACUACGUUCGAGGAAAGGUGGCGGAUUUCAUGAACAAACUGAUUGACAUGGGAGUGGCUGGAUUCAGAGUGGACGCCUGUAAGCACAUGUGGCCCGGCGAUCUGGACAACGUUUACCGCCGUCUCAACAACCUGAACACCAAAUGGUUCCCCGGCGGCAGCAGACCCUUCAUCUUCCAGGAGGUGAUUGAUCUUGGAGGCGAGCCCAUUACAACUGGCGAGUAUGUGGGUCUUGGAAGAGUGACUGAGUUUAAAUAUGGUGCCAAGCUGGGAGCUAUCUUCAGGAAGUGGAACGGAGAGAAGCUGUCUUACACUAAGAACUGGGGAGAAGGUUGGGGAUUCAUGGCUGACGGCAAUGCUGUUGUCUUCACCGACAACCACGACAACCAGAGAGGCCACGGUGCAGGAGGAGCCUCCAUCCUCACCUUCUGGGAUCCCAGACUUUACAAGAUGGCUGUCGGAUACAUGCUGGCUCAUCCUUACGGGUUCACCAGAGUCAUGUCUAGCUACCGCUGGGACCGCAACAUUGUCAACGGACAAGACCAGAAUGACUGGAUUGGGCCCCCCAGCAACGGUGACGGAUCCACCAAGCCAGUUCCCAUCAACCCUGACCAGACCUGUGGAGAUGGAUGGGUGUGUGAGCACAGAUGGCGUCAGAUUACGAACAUGGUCCAUUUCCGUAAUGUGGUGAGUGGACAGCCUCAUGCCAACUGGUGGGACAACGGCAACAAUCAGGUCGCCUUUGGCCGUGGAAACCGUGGAUUCAUCGUGUUUAACAACGACGACUGGGCUCUGGAUGUGACUCUGAACACUGGCCUUCCUGGCGGCACCUACUGUGACGUCAUCUCUGGCAAUAAGGACGGAGGCAGCUGCACUGGGAAGCAGAUCACUGUUGGCGGUGAUGGCCGUGCACACUUCUACAUCAGCAACUCAGAAGAAGAUCCUUUCAUUGCUAUUCAUGCUGAGUCUAAGCUGUAAAUGAAAACCAAAGACAAUAAAACCUGCAACUGAA